AACGUGGUGCUUCACGGGAGCCGGCGCCCGGAAGGUCAGCGUGUGAAGGUGGCAGUAGCAACGCGGGUCUUCCCGCUGUUGCUGUGGGGACCACGGCCGAGCACACAACCCCGGCCUGAGGUGGUGGUGGUGGUGGUGGUAAGCCCCCCGCAGUUUGCCGCGACGUCAUGGAGGGUGGCGGGGGAAGUGGCAACAAAACCACCGGCGGGUUGGCCGGCUUCUUCGGAGCGGGAGGAGCGGGUUACUCGCACGCUGAUUUGGCCGGCGUUCCGCUGACUGGUAUGAACCCCCUGUCUCCGUAUUUAAAUGUGGAUCCACGCUAUCUUGUUCAGGAUACUGAUGAGUUCAUUUUGCCAACUGGCGCUAACAAAACCCGAGGCAGAUUUGAGCUAGCUUUCUUUACCAUUGGAGGAUGUUGCAUGACAGGGGCUGCAUUUGGGGCAAUGAAUGGUCUUCGGCUAGGAUUGAAGGAAACCCAGAGCAUGGCCUGGUCCAAACCAAGAAAUGUACAGAUUUUGAAUAUGGUGACUAGACAAGGGGCACUUUGGGCUAAUACUCUAGGUUCCCUGGCUUUGCUGUAUAGUGCAUUUGGUGUUAUCAUUGAGAAAACACGGGGUGCAGAAGAUGACCUCAACACAAUAGCAGCCGGAACCAUGACGGGAAUGUUGUAUAAAUGUACAGGUGGUCUUCGAGGAAUGGCACGCGGUGGCCUGGCAGGACUGACACUCACCAGUCUCUAUGCGCUGUAUCACAACUGGGAGCACAUGAAAGGCUCCCUGCUCCAACAAUCACUCUGAAGACCUUGGCCACCUCAGGAUGGGGGACAUUUCACAGUCAUCCAGACAGACUAAUAAGUCAGUCUGGAGUAGCUUUCUCUUUUGUACUACAAUUACUUUGAACAAUUGGAGACUCUGAUUUGCUGUGACAAAGAUCAUGGAUGGUUAGCCUGGACUGCACUGUGUGCCCUUAGUGAGCGGAAGCCAAACCCUUUGGUGGCUCACUGAGUAUGUGUUCUCUUCUCCUUUGGAGAUGGUCUCACACCUGUUUCUCUCCUACCCCAAAAUUGGAAAGCCACUUACUCUCCAAAUUCAGGCUGUACUUAUUUUCAGUGCUUUUAUCACCAUGUUUAUCAGUUAAAAGUCUAAAGCAAAUGUUGCCCUGUAUUCCAAAUAAAGUGUGAAAAUAGAA
Messenger RNA from Myodes glareolus (Bank vole), 1188 nucleotides. NCBI's taxonomy places the organism in Eukaryota, Metazoa, Chordata, Mammalia, Rodentia, Cricetidae. The record is from RefSeq and is a predicted model, not a curated record.